Molecule: messenger RNA, 3801 nt
Organism: Acytostelium subglobosum LB1
Lineage: Eukaryota; Evosea; Eumycetozoa; Acytosteliales; Acytosteliaceae
Exons: 2
Coding region: 1-3801 (1266 amino acids)
Source: RefSeq, a predicted model, not a curated record
AUGAGUAAACAUGCCAAGAUAGUACAAGGUGAAGAUAGUGAGGAGGAGGAUGAUGAGGAGGAGUAUGAGGAGGAGGAACAAGUCUACGUCCAACCAUCAUCGUCAACAACAACCAAUCAAAUUACUGUGUCCGAUGAACAGGAAUACGAAGAAGAAGAAGUGGUGGAAUAUAUUGAAGAGGAGGAGGAAGUCUAUGAUGAUGCAGAGUUGGCACUUGGAGCUGAUCUGCUAAACUUUAACCUUGGCAUAUCAGCUGGUCACCCAAACAACAAUGACGUGGUCGACAGAUUCAUACCAUUCUCUCCUGAUGUGGAUGGCGAGGACACCACUAUCCUCGUAUCAAGCAAGCAGUUGUUACAACCACAUCAUCAAUCAAGAGUUGUCUCUGGUGAGGAUGAUGACGAGGAAGAUGACGACGACGAGGAGGAAUACAUUCCACAAGACACAAUUGUCAAUGCUAUCGACAUCAAUGUCGAGCCUGCUGAUGUCUCGGCUCUGUUGGCCCAACAGAAAAAGGCAGAUGAAGAGGCUCAGGAACAACUCAGGCUCGAUCAGGAAAAGAUGGAACAACAGAGAAUUGAGCAACAAAGGUUGGAGAUGGAGAGGCUUGAGAUCGAGGCCGCCGCCGAACAAGCCAGGUUGGAUAAGGAGAGACUUGAGCAAGAGGCUGAACAAGCAAGGAUUGAGCAACAGAGACUUGAGCGAGAGGCGGAGCAAGCCCGUAUCGAGCAAGCCAGGCUGGAGAAGGAAAGAUUGGAGAAAGAGGCCGAACAAGCCCGUCUCGAACAAGCCCGGUUGGAAAAGGAGAGACUGGAUCAAGAGGCCGCCGAACAAGCCAGACUGGAGAAGGAGAGACUUGAGCGAGAGGCUGAGCAAGCCCGUAUCGAGCAAGCAAGGCUGGAGAAGGAAAGAUUGGAGAAAGAGGCUGAGCAAGCCCGUAUCGAACAGGCCAGGAUCGAAAGGGAGAGACAGGAGAAGGAAGCAGCAGAACAAGCAAGGAUCGAGAAGGAGAGACAAGAGGCAGAGCAGGCCCUUGCCGAACAGGUCAGAUUGGAGAAUGAGAGACUGGAGCGAGAGGCCGAGCAGGCACGGGUCGAACAAGCCCGCCUGGAGAGACUUGAGCGUGAGGCUGAGCAAGCAAGGAUCGAGCAACAGAGACUUGAGCAGGAGCAGUUGGAGAAAGAGAGAUUGGAAAGAGAGGCCGAACAAGCAAGGAUAGAGCAACAGCGAGUAGAACAAGAGAGACUUGAGAAUGUGGCUGCCGAGCAAGCCAGGCUGGAGAAGGAGAGACUUGAGCGUGAGGCUGAGCAAGCCCGUAUCGAGCAAGCCCGGUUAGACAAGGAGAGACAGGAGAAGGAAGCCGCCGAACAAGCCAGGUUGGAGAGUGAGAGACUUGAGCGAGAGGCUGAGCUAGCCCGUAUCGAGCAAGCCAGGUUGGACAAGGAAAGACUGGAGCAUGAAGCCGAGCAAGCACGUGUUGAACAAGCCAGGUUGGAGAGUGAGAGACUUGAGCAAGAGGCCGAGCAGGCCCGUGUCGAGCAAGCCAGACUGGAGAAGGAGAGACUUGAGAGGGAAGCCGAACAAGCCCGUCUCGAGCAAGCCCGGUUGGAAAAGGAAAGACUGGAUCAAGAGGCCGCCGAACAAGCAAGGAUAGAACAGCAGCGUAUCGAACAAGAGAGACAAGAAAAAGAGGCUGAGCAAGCCAGGAUAGAGCAACAACGAAUUGAACAAGAGAGACUUGACAAAGAGGCCGCAGAACAAGCCAGGAUAGUGAAGGAGAGACAGGAGGCAGAGAAUGAAAGGUUGGAGAAGGAGAGACUUGAGAAGGAAGCAGAGCAAGCGCGCGUCGAACAGGAAAGAAUUGAACAACAGAGGCUGGAGAAAGAGGCUGAACUGGCCCGUAUCGAGCAAGCCAGGCUGGAGAGUGAGAGACUAGAGCGAGAGGCUGAGCAAGCACGUAUCGAGCAAGACAGGUUGGAAAAAGAGAGACUUGAGCGAGAAGCCGAGCAAGCACGCGUCGAGCAAGCCCGUCUUGAACAAGCCAGGCUGGAGAAGGAGAGACUAGAGAAGGAAGCUGAGCAAGCCCGUCUUGAACAAGCCAGGUUGGACGAGGAGAAGCUUCAGAAGGAAGCUGAGCAAGCACGUGUCGAACAAGCCAGAUUGGACAAGGAGAGACUUGAGAAGGAGGCCGCCGAACAGCAUAGAAUCGAACAAGAGAAGCUGGAUCAAGAACGACUCGAACUGGCAAGGAUUGAACAACAGAGGCUGGAGAAGGAGGCUGAACUAGCCCGUCUCGAGCAAGCCAGGCUCGACAAGGAGCGAGAGGCUGAGCAAGCACGUGUCGAACAAGCCCGAUUGGACAAGGAGAGACUUGAGCGAGAGGCCGAGCAAGCCAGACUGGAGAAGGAGAGACUUGAGAAGGAAGCCGAGCAAGCUCGCCUCGAACAAGCAAGGUUGGAGAAAAAGAGACAGGAGGAAGAGCAAGCAAUAGCCGAGCAAGCCAGAAUCGAGAAAGAAAGACUUGAGGAGGCAGCCGAGAAAGCCCGUGUCGAGCAGGCCCGUCUUGAACAAGCACGGCUGGAGAAGGAGAGACUUGAGAAGGAAGCUGAGCAAGCCCGCCUCGAACAAGUCCGCCUCGAACAAGCCCGUCUGGAGAAGGAGAGACUCGAGAGAGAAGCCGAGCAAGCCCGUCUUGAACAAGCAAGGUUGGACAAGGAGAGACUCGAGAAGGAAGCCGAGCAAGCCCGCCUGGAGAAGGAGAGACUUGAGAAAGAAGCCGAGCAAGCCCGCCUCGAACAAGCCCGUCUUGAACAAGUCAGGUUGGACAAGGAGAGGCUAGAGAAGGAAGCUGGGCAAGCCCGUAUCGAACAAGUCCACCUGGAACAAGCCAGAAUUGAACAAGAGAAGUUGGAUCUGCAGCGUAUCGAGCAUGAGAAGCAACUGGCACCAGAGACCGAGUCUGAGGAGGCGUCCAAUAGUAAGAGUGUAAACGAUUUGAGCUUGCCACAAACUGUGGCGGCAGCACCAGCAGCACCAGUUCCAAAGACCAAGAUCAUAUCUGGAGAGGACGAUGAAGAUGAUGAAGAUGACGAUGACGACCAGAGUGAGAGCAUCGGACCGACCACAUCCGACACUUCUAUCGCCGCCUCCAAGUCCACAUCAGUGGUCCCCAAUGUUACAACACCAACAACCACAACCUCAUCAUCCGCCACUCAAUCAACCACCUCUACAUCAUCCACAUCCAAUCCAUUGCUUUCGUUUGUCAACUUUGUAUCCUCAAAGAGACCUCCAAUCAACAGUACCAGCACACCUGCAUCAACAACAACAACAUCUGCGGCAGCCACUCCAGCCAACACAUCAGUUCCACCACUCAAGAUGCCACUUCAACCAGCGAGGAAGAAGUCGUUUGGAAAGGACCUCCCAUUGCCAAUCCCUAACUUCCUCAAGGGUAGUGAUGACAAGCAAGCCAAGUCAUCGUCACCAACCAGCUCCUCGCACACCUCCACGCCACGCGGUGAGGAAAAGGAGUUCCAAGACCCCCAGGCCGUAGCCCAGUACUGCGACCUGCUUGACCCAUCAAUAAGAGAGACACAGUUGUACUCAAGGAAUAACGAAUUGCAUACGGAUGUACAGAGGAGGUGGCAGGAGCUGUUCAAGGGACUGAGCAAAGAACUCAACUCACUCGAAUCAUCACUUCGUACGACCAAGAACACUCUGCAAGAGACAUCCAAGGUUGCCAAGAACAACAAUAUCGACUUGGACAAUCUAGUGAACAACUUUUGCAUGUCUCCAUUCUUCUAG